AUGGCUUGUGGGAGGUUAUUUCUGAUUUUGACAUUAUGCAGUUUGCAUAUACAAUGUAGUGUUGGUGAUAUUGAAGAUGAUAUCAGGAAAUUGAGAAUUGAUAUGUGGUCUGAAAUACGAAAGUUACAGCAAGAGUUGAAAGAAAUAUCUGAAGAAAGGGAAGAAUUGUCAAUAAUACACUCGGUGUCAUGUAAUUCUACUGAAUAUCUACAAGUGAAGAAACAACUGAUGCAUAAUCUCUCUGAGAAGUUUGCUAACAUUUCACUCGAGGUUAAUUCCAAAUUAGGAAAUUUCAAAUCUAUUGGAGAUAUAAAGACUAGGGAUAAAGAAUUGACCGAGAUACAAAAUUACAGCCAAGCACUCGACAUUAUUCAACAUGUUCAUGGUAAUUUGAAUCACCUGGAGACAGAAAUGUGGAAAAUGAGGUUUAAUCGAGAAAUAAUUGAUCAGAAAUUAGAAAGAAUGGAAAAACAGACGACAUCUGAUAUAUUCCUGGCUAAUAUUCAUAAAUUAUCAACAUGGGGAAUCGACUCCAGUAUCGAUAUGGUGGAAUCUACAAAUGAAAUAUUGCAAAAUUAAAGAUUUAUGCUUAACAGAGAUACAAAUGGGAUAUUCCAACUGUUGCUCGACAGAUUUGAGUUUGUCAAAUUUAACCCAGCACCAGUGCCUUCUUUUGAAUAUUAACUUUAAACAAACAAUUGUGUGGUAUUUAAAUGACCAGACUUUCUUUGACCAAGUAGGCCUACAUAAUAUAGCAAUUGGGUCAAUGAAAUUGACUUACCUACAAACUAUGUUCUAAAAAGUUUUUUGUUACAGUUGGAUGAAUGUAAGUCAGUGUAAUUAUUCACAAGAUGUUAAAAGCGUCCUCAUUUGAUUAAUACCAAACCAUAUGGAAAGUUGGUCACAAUUAUUACAUUUUGAUUUGUCGGGUGCCCUUAUUGUUUGUUUAUAUAUAUAUAUAUAUUUUAACGUUUGAAUAAAUUAUGUUACAAAUU
Molecule: messenger RNA, 995 nt
Organism: Lottia gigantea (owl limpet)
Lineage: Eukaryota; Metazoa; Mollusca; Gastropoda; Lottiidae
Exons: 3
Coding region: 1-579 (192 amino acids)
Source: RefSeq, a predicted model, not a curated record